GUGCUGACAUCCAGACGACAUCAAGUCACUUCUCACUCCUGUUCCUAUCAGUUUUCUCCAGGCACUCAGUAAACGAUGGAAUGCAUGGAGUCGAUCUCAAUGUGCAUAUUGAAGGGCUAUGUGCGGCGGGAGGGUGGUAGGAGCAGCGAAGACUCUGGAGACCUCGAACGACCGAAUGCGCGCAACCCACGGUGGCUAGCGCCAUCUCUUCACAGCAGUGGCAGCAGCCUCGACUCCCAGUAUACUGUGCUGUGUCAUGAGCCGUGCUCGCAUUCGCAUUCAGGAAGUGGCUCCGCGGACGGUUCUCGACCCGCUCCCAUCCCAGCGCAAAUCCCGCCAAAAGGAAACCACCCAAACUCGAACACCACUCCGGCAUGCUGCGAACGAAACAGCAUGAUGCUCAGCUCCGAAAAGGCCUGUCGGUUUCUCAGACAACGUCUCGAAACUUCGAGAAAUCAAAGAGCCCUCCUUUCAGCCCUGCGCCGCUUGGCUCCCGCAAGCGACCGUCCGCGCCGAUGCUCCACAGCCGAUCCUCCGCCGCCGUAUCCAGCGUAUCUCCACUAAGCCCGUGGUCGGACGAUGCCACUCGUUUGCGCUGGAUCGGAGAUAGCGUGGCACCCUCCUUCGCCUGGACGAAAGGCGGGCUCAGCCGGCGCUGCAUUUGCUCCAAUGACGAUGCCUCGGUAGCCUUCACGCCACGGAAGCCUUCCUAAAAGGGGCUUCGCCUCAAAGGCUUGCAGAAAAGCUUGGUGUGCUCCAAGCGAAGGAGCAUCGGAUUCGGCACCGGCAUGAGGUCGUUCCCGCGCCCUG
Messenger RNA from Trematosphaeria pertusa, 810 nucleotides. RefSeq lists its product as uncharacterized. NCBI's taxonomy places the organism in Eukaryota, Fungi, Ascomycota, Dothideomycetes, Pleosporales, Trematosphaeriaceae. Bases 76 to 564 code for a protein of 162 amino acids. The record is from RefSeq and is a predicted model, not a curated record. The transcript is spliced from 2 exons.